This is a messenger RNA of Aspergillus glaucus CBS 516.65, 1630 nucleotides long. RefSeq lists its product as uncharacterized. Bases 254 to 1480 code for a protein of 408 amino acids. Gene Ontology annotation, cellular component: peroxisome. Lineage: Eukaryota; Fungi; Ascomycota; Eurotiomycetes; Eurotiales; Aspergillaceae. Gene Ontology annotation, biological process: long-chain fatty-acyl-CoA metabolic process. Gene Ontology annotation, molecular function: alcohol-forming very long-chain fatty acyl-CoA reductase (NADP+) activity. The transcript is spliced from 2 exons. The record is from RefSeq and is a predicted model, not a curated record.
GCCCCUAAAUAUCGAAUGCUACGCUAUCUCAGGCUGAAGAGGCAAGUGGCAUUCGAUUUAUGAUUGUGUCACCACACAGGAUGCGCGGCGUACCCCGAGGAUUGAGCUUGUCAAAGACCGUAUAAAUGAAACGUGCACCCCAGCUUUAAGCUGAAGAGAUUCGAAAACAUUCCGUCCGGCCAACUGCCAGAAUCGAAAAAUUGACGGUCGCCAGUUCGUUUGAUCGUCAGACGAUCGAACACCAAACGACACGAUGUCCGCCCCAACACUUCCGUCACGCGAGGAAGAAGUGAAGAAGACGGGUUAUGCAAGGUUCUUCGAAAGCCAGACAGUAUUCCUCACAGGCAGCACAGGCUCACUCGGGGGCUGUCUCUUAUACAAACUGGCACUGCAACUCCCAACCCACAAAAUCUUUGUUGUAAUUCGCACAUCUCCGCAAGUGGCCAUCGAGAAAUGGAAGAAGUUGAUGCCACAACAAGCACAGACCAUACUCAGUUCGGGGAAGGUUCACUUCGUGAUUGGUGAUAUGAGAAAAUCAGACUUUGGUAUUAAGGAAGCAGAUUUCAAACAACUGCAGCAAGAGGUCACACUUGUCAUUCACGCCGCGGCAAACAUCUCGUUCACCAUGGAUCUUAAAGACGCGGUUGAACAGAAUUGUCUUCCUCCAUUGGAACUAGGGAAGAUUGCUUCACGAUUCAGACGUCUCAAACUUUUUAUCCAGAUCUCGACAGCAUAUGGAAAUAGCUUUCUUCCAGAUGGUUAUGUCGGGGAGAGACGGUACUCGAUUUUUGAAGAUCCGGAAGAAGAGUUGGCGCAAAUCAUGUCCUCCGGCACCUCUCCGAAAGAAGCACACUUCUCGUCAAUGUAUGCCCUCGCAAAACACCUCACGGAGUGGUUAUUUCUGAAGAGAUAUCCGCUUCUACCUUUGCUUCUCGUGCGACCAACGAUAUUCGGAGCUGCCAUGCGCGAUCCAUAUCCACUCUAUGGGCCUCCGAAUUCAACCCCAAUGCGAAAAUUUGCUGAGUUCUUGGUGGCAGAACCUGGAACUCAGGUCUGGCAUGCGGCCAAGGGGUAUAAAAGCGGCAUGAACACACUUGACGAGAUUCCUGUAGACUUUGUCGCCAAUAGUUGUCUUAUGCACGCAGCAGCAAACACACAGGGAAUUGUCCAUCUCGGUUCGCAACUAUACCACCCAAUGACUUUCGACGACUUCCUGCGCCUCGUGGAUAGCAAUGCACCUCCGGGAUUCCCUCUUCCCACUAUUGUCUUCACAGAAGAUUAUAGUGUUCCACAACACUUCCUGGCCGAAUUGGUGAAGGUGGCAAGUCGCAACUGGGUGUUUGACUGUGGCCGGUCAUAUUGGCUGAAACAGAUGGGUGGUCCAUUGAGUCUGGCUUCAUGUAAACAUGAGAUGGAGAGUCUGAAUGUGGCACGAGCAAAGGAAGUUUAUGAGAAUCAUAAGCAAAGGGCAAAGCUCUAGAGGAAAUAUUCAAGACUGGGCUUUGCCUAUGUUCAAUUAGCUGACUAUUGUACUUAACUCGCGACUAUGCCAUAUAAUAGUUUAAUGUCCCACAUGAAGGUUUUGUAGCAUACCAAAUUUGUCCCAUGCGAAUGCGUCAUUUUAAACUCG